GUAGCUCUGAAACCUCUGGACCUUAACUUGUCUCUCUUCACAAUGCUCACCUAAGAUGUAGGGUUUAACUAUGUGUUUGUUCACAAAGAAGAAGAAGAAGACACGGUCAGACAAAACAAGCCUGAUAAAUCAGACCGCGCAGCAUUUUCAUUCCAGAGCCGCCCAAGACCUGCACGCUUCCAUGGCCUACGCCUGACCCAGACUCUGUGAAGGACACAACAUUUGCCAUUUUAACCCAGACCAACGCUGCCAACUUGCUGCUCUGCAACACCCAGGACAGCAGGUCCACCAGAACAACACACCAUGGAAAACCAAACCAUGGACUUAGCCGACUGGUCACUGACGACAGAAUUUGACUACAGUGAUUCAGCGCCAUGCAUGGGAACUGAGGAAAAGCACUUUGCAGCAAAACUUUUGCCACCGCUUUAUUCUUUGGUGGUGAUAUUUGGCUUCAUAGGCAACAUGCUCGUUGUCCUUAUCCUAGUAAAGUACAAGAGACUGAGGAGUAUGACUGACAUCUACCUGCUCAAUCUGGCAAUUUCUGAUUUGCUGUUUGUAUUUUCUCUCCCUUUUUGGGCUUAUUAUGCUGUUCACGACUGGAUUUUUGGGGAUGUGCUUUGUAGAAUUCUCUCAGGUGUCUACCUCCUUGGCUUCUACAGCGGCAUCUUCUUCAUAAUCCUAUUGACCCUAGACAGGUAUCUGGCCAUAGUGCAUGCGGUGUUUGCUUUAAAAGCUAGGACAGUUACCUAUGGCAUCCUCACCAGCGCUGUCACUUGGGCUGUUGCCAUUUUUGCUUCUGUUCCUGGGACAGUAUUUCACAAAACUCAAAAGGAAAGUUCACGUUAUACUUGCAGUGCUCAUUAUCCAAGCGAUUCCAGAAUAAACUGGAAGUACUCCUAUAUUUUAAAGAUGAACAUUCUGGGACUUAUUGUUCCAAUGCUUAUUAUGAUUUUCAGUUACUCACAAAUUUUAAAAACAUUAUUGAGAUGCAAGAAUGAGAAAAAACAGAAGGCAGUCAGACUUAUUUUCGUGAUCAUGGUUUUUUACUUCAUCUUCUGGACACCGUUCCAUGUUUCUUCUUUUUUGCAUACAUUUCAAGGUUCACUUUUCAACCCAAAUUGUGAAAUCAAAGGUCAACUGGAGAAAGCAAUUCAAGUGACAGAAACAAUAUCAAUGAUCCACUGUUGUAUCAAUCCUGUGAUCUAUGCAUUUGUUGGAGAAAAAUUUAGGAAAUAUCUUUAUGCCUUUUUCCGAAAGCAUGUUGCAGCCCACCUCUGCAAAAAAUGUCCAAAUCUUUAUCGUGAAAAAUUAGAAAGAGUUAGUUCCACAUUCACACCAUCCACUGCAGAGCAUGACAUCUCUACUGGACUGUAAAAAUACACCAAAACAUCAGGAAAUGUUGCAGCAUUCGCUUUGCCUUAAGGACUGCCUGACAUUAUUUGAGAUCUUUAUGUCAACCGCUACUGAAAACUGUAUGACCCUCAUUUCUCUUGGUUAACUGUUCCCUGGGGUUACAGCGUUUUCCAUUCUUAAACUAAGAGAAUCAGUGAGUUCUCCAGAAAACGUUAACACCAUAGCUGGAUCACAUCAAGAUUUGAAUGGGGCCCAGAAUAGUAUGAUUCUGUUUCUUGACUCAAAUUCUACCCAGUCAAAGAAUGCCAGUGAAGUUUACCUGGGGGGAAUACAAUAUUGAAGAGACUAAGGAGUAAUACGUCAUCUCACAAGAGCCAUUUACUGUUAUGUGAACAUUUUAAGAUGAACACUGGGAGGAAAUUUUGAGGACUGAGGUAUCUGUUUAGUAUCCAACAUUAAUGGAACACCUUCUGGAAGUGACUGUAUUCUUUCUGCAACGUGGUCAGGCAUUUGAUGGGUGGAGGCUUUCAGUUUUUUUCAUUUUACCCCUACCACUUAUUUUCCCUAUAUAAGUAAAAGAUGUUUCCAUAAAAAGUAAUUUGAGGAUGAAUACGAGAUAUAUUAAGAUAAUAUCUCUCCUCUGAUGGGAGAGCUGACGGACCUUUAUCUCAUUAGGGCCAUUGAACCCAAGGAUUUAUCUGUUAGCUAAUAAUGUAGUCAUUUUUAAACAUAAGCCUUUUGACUAUAGGCUAAGUUAUAGUAUUUUGAUGUUAGUUCUUUAAUAUCUGCCAUAUUCUUUAUACCUGCCAUAUCACUGUUCAGUUGCUAACAUUUUCCAAAGUGGGAUUUUAAUAGGUGAUUUCUGUGGGUGCAAUUUUGCAAAUAACUGCACAUAUCAAGUCUACUGACUGCACAACCAGACAACGCUGCACUCCCAAAAAAGAGGAGCUUGUUGCUGACAAAUCAUAUCCCUCCAAGGAAAACAGCACUUAGCCAAAAAAAAGCAGAUCGGCAAAGAUCUGCAAGGCCAGAAUGAAAAUCACCUUGGUAUUUGGUAUGCAAGAUUCUGUAUGAAAAAAAUAUCAGGACCCUCUGAAGGAUUUUGGAGACCAUAAGCACAGUGUGUAGAGGAAGAUCAUGUGUGUAGAGGAAGACUUUACAUGGCAGAUGAAGUAAGUGUGUCAAACUAGGCUCCUGCAUGAAAAAAACAUGCUCUUCACAUACACAGUAAAUCUGAUGUUUGGGAUACACUUCUAGGCAGACAGCAGCCUUGGAACUGCAAAAGUAGCCAGCUGCAGAGGAGACAUACCUACUCUGCCUUCCCAGGAGAGGAGUGCCCACAGCCAACUGGUACCUCAAUUAGAACUACACGCUAAUUGAAGACUUGAGUCCAUUAGUCUACUGGUGUCCUACAGCCAUACAUUUAUGCCAUUAUUAGGAGCUUCCCUGUAAAAGAAAGUGGUAUUCUAGGGACAUGAUGUUAGCAAAGAAGAAGAGGGAGGGGCAUAGUGGAGAACUUCUUGCUUCAAACUGUAAGGAAGUGCAGGUGAGCACUGCAAGUGAACUGUCCUCCUGGUUCUUUUUUCCUGUCUACUUCAAAAGGCACCGCUCAUGCAUGUAAGGCCUUGCUCGUGGAAAUAUGGAGGGGCAAGUUCAACUAGCCUCCAGGCAACGUAAGGACACAAGAGGGGAUUCCACACUACUUAGCAUUAGGCAUGAGAUUCAGAUGCCUAAAUUAACAGCAAAUCUCUUCGAGGUCCCUCAGUGGUCAGUAGAGAGAGAGAGAUGCCUGAGUCAGAAGCAGACAUAUGAUUUAAAUGGUCUCUGGGGAAAAUUAUCUGUCCAACUGUAGAAGGAACCUGGAAAUGCCAGCCUCUUAAUUUAGGCAUCAGAUGCCUUAAUCUAGGUGGUGCAAAUACUCUUCCCCCUCUAGCCUUAUAACAUCAAGGCCCUGCUUCUAUUAGUUGUUAGCUUUUAUCCUAUCAGCUAUUAUAAUCUGUUCAUUACCUUGUGAGUUAAUAGCCACAGAUAAGACUAAAGAAAAGACCAAAAACUAUCCUUACAGUAAACUUUCUUGCUUGGAAAUAAUAUUUUUCCUUCCUUUGGUUCUUUUUUACUACACUAAAGUGAAAGCAUCUUUUUAAUAUUAAAGCAUAAAUUAGUUCAGUGUGAUAAAAAUUCUGCUAUAACUGUGGUAUUUCUACUGAUGUGUUUUAUUUUAAAUUCUUGUCUUGUUGGAAUGAUGUUUCUUCCUGUUUUCAUGUUAAUGCAGUGAAAUUAA
Messenger RNA from Chroicocephalus ridibundus (black-headed gull), 3634 nucleotides. Its product is annotated as C-C chemokine receptor type 2-like. Gene Ontology annotation, cellular component: external side of plasma membrane; membrane. NCBI's taxonomy places the organism in Eukaryota, Metazoa, Chordata, Aves, Charadriiformes, Laridae. The coding region runs from base 304 to 1374 and encodes 356 amino acids. The record is from RefSeq and is a predicted model, not a curated record. The transcript has 4 exons. Gene Ontology annotation, molecular function: C-C chemokine receptor activity; C-C chemokine binding. Gene Ontology annotation, biological process: positive regulation of monocyte chemotaxis; immune response; G protein-coupled receptor signaling pathway.